GUGCUCUCACUUUUAUUUGCUUGCUAUCGCACGGUCAAUCCUUAAAACUGUCUUUCUUUCUAGGGAUUUUAAGACCAGUUCGCGGGUUUUCACGUGUGUAAUAUUCAGACUAACAAUAGAAUGGCCACGGAUGAUUUAAACACGAAAAGGUUGGAUGCCCCGCGUCAAGAUCUUAGCGAUGCUUACAGUCUACCUGCUAAUUUUCUUGAAAUAGAAGUGCUGAAUCCAGAGACACAUAUAGGUGGCGGUUGGCCAAAGAGCCAAUACACUGAUUAUGAAGUAAAAAUGAAGACGAAUUUACCGGUUUUCAAGGUUAAAGACUCGACAGUUCGUCGAAGAUACAGUGAUUUUGAGUGGUUACGUUCAGAAUUAGAAAGAGAUAGCAAAAUUGUGGUGCCACCUCUUCCUGGAAAAGCCUUGAAGCGACUUUUACCAUUUAGAAGCGACGAAGGUUUGUUCGAAGAAGAUUUUAUUGAAGAUCGAAGGAAGAAGUUGGAAUCAUUCAUUAACAAAGUAGCAGGACAUCCUUUGGCGCAAAAUGAAAUUUGUCUCCAUAUGUUUCUACAGAAUGAAACCAUUGAUAAAAAUUAUGUGCCAGGGAAGGUACGAAAUGCUUGAAUGAAGAUGUACUCGUACAGUGAUUCGGACAAUCUUAUUAGGCAAACUUCAUAGCCUACUUGGCAGGUCGAUUAUCAUCAAACUUGCCUUGUGAUCGUGUGUAUGAUUCCCAUUGCCCAUGUGAUUGCGAAAAUAGUCAAAUCUCGAUAUUUUUUGUGUAUAAUCUCUGAAUCUGAUUAAACGAACAAUUAAUUAUCUGUUUGAAUAUACUAUUAGUUUACUGCAGUGAUAUUCCGUAUCUCUAUAAAUACUUCAUUUCCAUGAAUAUUCGUAAAGUCACCAUAGCUAAAAUAAAUUUAACAACAAUUUGAUAUAAAAUCUUAAAUCUAAAAGCCUCCUUCAAACAAUAUUUAAAGAUUCGGAUACAUAUUAUAUAUUAUCUUCGGAUAUAUUAGUCGUUUUUCAUCAUUAAUAAAUAACAGAAUUUCAGGUUUCGGUAUUUAAUAUAAAUCUGCUCAUCAAUCAAAGGUAUUGAGUAUUUUAGCUUUAUGUUUAACAAAGAAAAUCACAACAACAUGGAAAAAAUUGUGAUUAUUUCAUUCAUGUGCAAUAUGAGAUAAAAUAACACAGUGUAUAAUGAUUUUGGUCCCGAUGAUUUAUUUUAAAUUACUAAAAUGAUUCUUUAAUGUUGUAAAUGUAUUUAAAGGAGUUGUCAAUAAUCUGUAUUCGAUUUUUGAUUGAAAACAAACAGCUGUUACCAUGUAUCUCCUGAUUUGUUUUGUCUGGAAUUUGGUUUGGCGUAAAAUAUAGGAUUCAGCCAUUGUUGACCUAGACACUGUCCUAUUUCAUUAUUUGAAAACAAAGUCUAUAUUAAUAGCCCCUGUUCUAAGAAUAUUUUCAGUUCAUUUAACCACAUUUUGAAAUAGAAAAAGUUUCAAUAUGUAAAAAGAAACUCUCCCCCAGCUGAUAACAAGAUACCAGUUGUUUUUUCAUAGUUCAUACACAUGCAUAUUCAUUGGUGUUCUCAAAUAUUAAUAUGUGCUAAUACUUCAUAAAGGGAGACUCGUGCUUCCAUUCACUUAUUACAUUUUCAAUUUCUGCUAUUGUUUAUUGUUAUUAUUUAAAUAUUGAUAUGUUGUAAUGUGGUAAAUUUUGAUAAAGAAUUGUGAUAAUAAGUUUUGGUCUAUUGUUAAAAUUAUACAAGUUUUGAACAGAGAAUUAGUUUUACAAAUUGACUCAAUUUAUUUGUAUUCAGUAUUUGUUAUAAAAAUUACAUAUCUGUUAUCUAUUCAAACGGCAUCACAGAUUUUUGGGAUUUGGGUUCUGUCCGUAGAAUUGCAAUUAUUGUCAUAUAUUUUGUCUUGUCUGCAUUUGAUUAACAUAAUAAUUUGUAUAAUAUUUCAAUUUUAUGCGGUUUUUCGUAAGAGGCUUGAAUGGACCAUAAUUUGAAGUGAGCAUUUUAUGCACCGUGUUUUAGGACUUCAAUUGUGUCGAGCUUUUGAACAAGUGAGCCAAAACUGACUUUGCGUUUCACAUGAAUUUAAAAAAAAGAAAUUCACUGAGCAAGAUUUCGUGUUGAGUUGUCGUAUGCCAAACUAUUUAUAUUUGAACCCACAGAUUUCAGUAAUACAGAUUGAUUUUUCACUUGACAUACAAAGGAGCUUCAUGGGCUUCAUUCAGGACUUCCAGAGCAAUAAGAGCAGAAUUUUAUUCCAAAUAAUAAAUGCUUCUACUCGUUUUCCCAAACUUCAACAUAAGCAAAGUAGUUUUCCUAAAUCUCAGUAAAUAUUUAAAUGACUAAAAGCAUGCUCCGAAUAUGUUCAAAUUUCGCUUCGCUUGUAUCGUAUGUUUCUCAGAAGGCUAAUCAUAGUGAAUUUUUGGUUUCUCUAUUCCUACCUGAUUGCAUUUUUUUUUCUAUAUGGUUAUGACCCAUGUUUUAGAUUGCCAAAAUGGCUCCAAUUUUUCAUUGAUAAUAAUUUUUUUUUAAUUCUUUAUACUCAUAUUUUCCAAAUUUUUUAAAUGUAUUCAGAAUUUGAAAAAUAGAAUAUUUGCAUCAAAUUUUAUAGCUUAGUGUAAUACAGUCCCACAGCUGCAUAUGAAAUUAGAAUUCUGUCAAGAUGGAUUGACCUAUCUUAACCAAAUAGGCUUUCUCAAUGGACAGAAAAAAAGCAUCUUGUUCAUGUUAUCAUCCCAACCUAUUUUAAGGUACAUAUGCAAGUGUGGUGCUAUAUUACGCUGAAACAAAAUUUACUUAAUAAAACAUAAAUUUGACAGCUUCACUAGACAAUAUACCGUAAUAUAAAUUCCAUUCAUAAAAUUGACUUAGUUUGAAAGUCUGAAAUAGCCCCAUUAUUCUCAUAUCAUCAUACUGUUCCUAUUAAAAUAAAAUAUUUCAUUUAUCAUUUGGUUAUACCAUAUUGACUCAAGAUAUCUCUGGAUUCCCAUUUUUAUGAUCAGCAUCCUUUGUAUUGAUGUUGCAAUUUGGUAUCCCGGCUUCUCUGACCAGUCAUUCAACAAAUCUAUAGUGUAUUAUUAUAUAUAUAUAUAUAUAUAUCUUUGUAAUUCUAUUUCAUGCCGUUAACUAAUGACUGAUUAAAUUGUUAUUAUUAAGA
Molecule: messenger RNA, 3170 nt
Organism: Styela clava
Lineage: Eukaryota; Metazoa; Chordata; Ascidiacea; Stolidobranchia; Styelidae
Product: sorting nexin-12-like
Biological process (GO): endocytic recycling; late endosome to Golgi transport
Cellular component (GO): retromer complex; early endosome membrane
Molecular function (GO): phosphatidylinositol-3-phosphate binding
Source: RefSeq, a predicted model, not a curated record